Molecule: messenger RNA, 2192 nt
Organism: Anopheles bellator
Lineage: Eukaryota; Metazoa; Arthropoda; Insecta; Diptera; Culicidae
Product: 3-phosphoinositide-dependent protein kinase 1-like
Exons: 4
Coding region: 238-1971 (577 amino acids)
Biological process (GO): peptidyl-serine phosphorylation; intracellular signal transduction
Molecular function (GO): ATP binding; protein serine/threonine kinase activity
Source: RefSeq, a predicted model, not a curated record
GAAGCCGUGGUAAUUACAGGAAAAGGCGAAAGACGAUCGUCUAGCCGAGGAGCAGACAAUGUGCGGCGGAUACCGUGAAGCAGCAGAACUGUGUCUACGAUAGCACAACACGGUGGCCCCGAAUUAGUCACGAAAUUUCCCCGUGCUGCAUCAUCGUCGGCCGUCAUUGCGGCAGAAGGCAGCAAAAACUAAACAACAGCAACAACAACAAACAAGCCAUCCGUGGCACCUACUACGAUGGAAAACCGUCCCCCACCGAGCAGCAGUGGCAGCAGCCAUCGGAUAACUCCGAAUGAUUUCUACUUCGGCAAGCUGCUGGGCGAGGGAAGCUUCAGCUGCGUGUAUUUGGCCAAAGAGGUGCGAACAUCGAAGAAAUACGCGGUCAAGGUGUGCGAGAAGCGGUUGAUCCUGCGCGAAAAGAAACAGGAGUACGUGAAGCGCGAACGGGAGGUGCUCAACCGGCUGAGCGGACGGCCCGGCUUCCUGGGGUUGUACUGCACUUUUCAGGAUCGGACUAGACUGUACUUCGUGAUGACGUAUGCCUGCAACGGGACGCUACUGUCGCUGUUGUCGCGACCCUCCUUCACGCUGGAUUGUGCCCGGUUCUAUGCGGCCGAAAUACUGCUCGCGCUGGAGAUAAUGCACGAUCUCCAGAUCCUGCACCGCGACAUCAAACCGGAAAAUAUUCUGCUCGAUCAGCACAUGCACGUGCUGAUGGCGGACUUUGGUUCCUCGAAGCUCGACUACGAGGACCUGGAACCCGAAACGGCGCGCCAACAGCAGCAGAACCACAACAGUGCGGAGCAGUCCGAUGUUUCCUCCUCGCCUACUAUGUCGUCCGCCCGAAAGCACGCCGAACAGGUGCUGGGAGCGAAGGGAGCAAAAGAUCUUCAGACGGACACCAACGAGGACGAAGACGACAGUGACGAGACGGAAGAGCGCUAUCCGGCGACGCGGGGCGCCAAGCGGCGUAGCUUUGUCGGCACGGCACAGUACGUGUCGCCGGAAAUCCUCAAAGGCACUCCGUCCUCACCUGCCUCGGACCUGUGGUCGUACGCGUGCACCGUGUACCAGAUGGUGUGCGGUGUGCCGCCGUUCCGGGCCGCGUCGGAGUAUCUGAUUUUUCAGAAAAUCCUCCGCUGCCAGGUGCACUACGGCGAAGGCUUCGAUCCGGUCGCGAAGGACCUGGUGACACGCCUGCUACAGAUCGAGCAGUGCAAACGGCUCGGUGCGCACGAUCAACCACGCUACUGCACGCUGCGGGCACACCCGUUCUUCCGCGGGGUCAGCUUCGAACAGUUGCGCAGCACGCCGGCCCCGAUGGCACCCUCCGAGGACUCAGUAUUACACGGGGAGACGGUCGUGGCCAACGCGGCCAACUACUUCCCUGAAGGCAUGAAGCCCGGCCUGGAUGAUCGGCAGAUUACGCGCUUGCUCGACUUCAAGCUGGCCGAUCUCGAAGUGUCCGACGACGACACCGACGGAAGCGGCGAGGAAAGCGGAGGAGGGUCCAAAGUGGCCCCUGCGAAAGCGGUCCGCAGCACCGUCGGGACGGCAUCCCUAAAGCUGACGAAAUCGUUCACCGAAGGCACGGCGAUCGAUGGCAGCAAGCACGACAGUGGCACGUUGGCCGUGUGGGAACCGUUCACCGAGGGCGAACGGAUCCUCAAGUACGGCUUCGUGCAUAAGCGGAAGGGACUGUUCGCGAGGCGGCGCAUGUUUCUGCUCACCACCGGCCCAAGACUGAUCUACAUCGAUCCGGUGAACAUGGUGAAGAAGGGCGAGAUCCCCUGGACGCCCGUGCUGUCGGUGGAGGCGAAAAACUUUAAAACGUUCUACGUACAUACGCCCAACCGCACCUACUACCUAGAGGACCCCGAAGGCUUCGCGCUGAGGUGGUGCGAUUGCAUCAACGAGGUCCACCGGAAGGCGUUUUUGAACAGAGUACAGCAGCAGAACGGCGGUACUUAAAAAUGGCGGUGCUGAAGGCGUUUAAUUUGUCCGUUUUCAUAAAUCUUUCACUCUCAUUUUCUGUGUAUGUAAAUUAGUAGUAGGAUAGGACACGCCGCGGGAAACGGGCGUUUGACGACGCGAGCUUGCGUUCAUAGCGGCCGUUUUGAAUAAGAAAUUGCUAGGAACAUUGAGGAAUAGAUCAUUCAAUGCACCCGCUACACGCUACUCGCGGCCGACAA